AUGGAGGAUGAUUAUGCGCAUCCGUACGAGGACUCCAUUGAAAAGUUUACAACCUAUGAGGACUACUUAGACAGCCAGAUCACACCUCAGGACCGCUUCUAUCUUGAAGAGGAUGAGCUGGCCAGACAGCUCGUCGAAAUUGGAUGCAGAAAGGGGGAGGUGCUGACACGAGAGGAUUUCGCAGCUAGAAGAGAAGCAGCAGAGAAUGCAAAAAAGGCUCGUUUGCAAAAUGCACCGAAGGUCCUGGCGAGUGCGCAGAAAAACCUGACCGACUUUCCAGUACUUCGCCAUUUGGCAAUGAGAGAGGAACUGGUGCGAAGCGGCAAGCUCAGCACCAUCAUCUUCAUCAGAGACAAGAAUCACCGUGGCCAGGAGAUCUCUGGCUACAUUGACUAUGGCCAUCGUCUCAAAACAGAGAACUUUGAGCCGUACUUUGACCGGAAGAAGCGACUGCUUCCCAAGUCGUCCGACUUGUCCUUCUACAACUGGGACACUCAGCAUUCGACCUCCAAUGAGAGCCCGAACUUCCAGAUCCUGCCGGACCAUGAGCAGGGCCUGCUCUUCAAGAACAAGAGAGAUCGGAAGGCACCUGGUCUGAACCUGUGUAGCCUCGUGCCAGGUGAUCAGCGUGGACCCCAGGUCCGAGCCCGGAGACAACUCCAAGCGCUUGGAGGGCCAUUGAUCCACUUGGUCCAUAUGGUCCACAUGGCCCACAUUCCAUCCAGCCUCAUAGGAACAGCGGUCGGUGGCUUCUUGGCAUUGCCGUCCUUGCUGCAGCCCCAGACUGAUGCUGAGAACCCUCUGACCUUAGACUUCUUGAUGGAGAUUGACCAAAAGAACCAAGUGAUCCUGCAACAAAUCUGCCUUUGCAUUAAGGCUGCGUCAGCGUGGCUGAACGGCUUCGCUGCCUUUGUCAGCUGCCGGCCUUUCCAGGCACAGCAGGGUGUGAGGCAAUUGUCAGUCUUGGCCAGACAGGGAGCGGCAUCGCCAGUUGCACGCACUGGGCAGAAGCUAAUCAUCAGACUCCCAAAGGCCUUUGGAUUCCAAAAUGCAAGCGACAUUCCAAAGGAGUCUGUCAUCCACCCGCUGAAAAGUCGGGCGAGGGACCAGCGAAAGCGCUUUUGGGAACUUGCUAAAGCUGGGCACAAUGUGAGCGAGGUCUUUGUUCGGUACGAAGGCAAAACACCGUGGAAGCGCAUUGGUGAGAUUGCGCACUCUCGCGGCGACUUCCGGGAAGCGAUCCAAUGCCAGUACAAUUAUCUGAUCAAACGAUCUUACAAGCUCUAUCGGAAAUUCCGAUACUUUUACUCCGGCGAAUAUCCGGUCCAGUUCGGUUACACGGACACCGAGGGCAAAUUGGUGCCUGUCGAUGAUGGGCCACUUGAACUCGGUACGGAGCCGGCGGAAAUGAAGGAAAUGCUGUACAGAAGUGGCUUUUUCCCUGCGGAGAAGCCUCGAUACUGGCGGCACAUACAGAGAAAUCUGAAGGACAAAUACGAGUCAAAGAAGGACUUUCACAGAAAGAAGUUUUGGCUUACGCGACGCAAGUUCAAUACAAGGCUGGCAGCACAUAAGUGGUACGAUCCAAACAAAUACCGCGGACGUUACAUGCAAGUGCAGAAGCCCAAAAGAGGAAUUGUUGCAGGAACUGGACCAUCCAGAUGA
Messenger RNA from Cladocopium goreaui, 1665 nucleotides. NCBI's taxonomy places the organism in Eukaryota, Dinophyceae, Suessiales, Symbiodiniaceae. The record is from the annotation of a GenBank genome assembly.